GCGAAAAGUCAUGGCGGCUGACAGUUUGUAAUGAGCCAACAAAAACAGUAAAGAUUCUUGCAAGUUGGAUUUACAACGUUCAAACCAGGCGCGGGGAGAAAAACUCAGUCGACAAAAUGCUGAUAACUUUGAAAACCUUACAACAGCAGACGUUCAAAAUCGACAUCGACGAAGAGGAGACGGUGAAGACAUUAAAAGGGAGGAUUGAAGAGGAGAAGGGAAAGGACAAUUUCUCAGUUGCUGGCCAGAAACUGAUAUAUGCUGGUAAAAUCCUCAACGAUGACACAGCCCUCAAAGAGUAUAAAAUCGAUGAGAAGAACUUUGUGGUCAUCAUGGUGACAAAGCCUAAAACAGCCUCAGCUGCCCCACAGUCCUCACCUUCCACUUCAGCUCCCAGCACUACAACUUCCGCAGCACCUCCCGCCACAUCGUCCAGCUCAGAGAGCACAACAGAGCGUGCCUCUACAGAUGACAAACCGGAGGAGAGACAGUCUUCGACUGCUGAACCAACUUCCUCCACAGUCGGAAGCUCUGAGGCAUCAACAAACACAAACCUAAUUGAUGAGGCAAUUUCAAAUCUAGUGACAGGCCCAUCAUAUGAUGCCAUGGUGAACGAGAUGAUGCUCAUGGGCUACGAGCGGGAGCAGGUGGUGGCAGCUUUGAGGGCGAGCUUCAACAACCCAGACAGAGCUGUGGAGUACCUGCUCACGGGUAUCCCAGACAGGGAUCAGGGCCAUGCCACAGGUCCCGAUGCAGUGACGCCCCCAGCGAGUGGAGCUCCAGCUGCACCCACAAGCGGUAUUAGUCUCCCCGCCAACAUUGGCUCUUCACCAAGUACUGGAGGAAAUCCCUUGAGUUUCCUCAGAAAUCAGCCCCAGUUUCAUGUGAUGCGACAGCUGAUCCAGCAGAAUGCCGCCCUCCUCCCGGCGCUGCUACAGGAGAUCGGCAGGGAAAACCCCGAACUGUUGCAGGAGAUUAGCAACCACCAGGAGCAGUUCAUCCAGAUGCUGAAUGAACCCAAUCCAGAACCUGUGCCAGUUGGUGGUGCAGGCGAAUCGGGAGGAGCAGUUGGAGCCGGGGGAGCCGGAGGAGCUGGAGGAAUGGGAGGUGAUACGCCCGGCGGAAGUCACAUGAGCUAUAUCCAGGUCACACCACAGGAGAAAGAGGCCAUCGAGAGGCUAAAAGCCUUAGGGUUUCCAGAAGGACUUGUUAUACAAGCCUACUUUGCUUGUGAGAAGAACGAGAACUUGGCCGCCAACUUCCUUUUACAACAGAACUUUGACGAUGAUUAAAAGAGCCAUCCUUAUUGUGACUUCUUAUUUCUUAUUAUCUUCCUCUACUUUUUGAUUGCUGAUAUUGAAUAUAUGUGUACAACAAGCCUUUUACAUUUCCAAAAACAGUUUUAUUCACCACUUCCACAUUCACCUCUCUUAAUAACACUGGAUCAUUAUCACAAGGACAGGCUGUUGUUUGUGAUCAGUUUGAAAUGGAGGAACAAUUAAAGUACAAUAACUUUGCAUCAGAAAUCACCUGUGUGCUAUUGAUUUUUUUAACACUUUAGUUAAGUAAGACCUGUGAUUUUUUUGAUUUUUUUUUAUAAUGGUUUGCAAUGGCAGUACAUUUCAUACUAUACGUCAGGUUAGUUCAGGGUAGGUUUGAAAGGUAUUCAUGCACUCUUAUUGUUCAAUUUUCAAAGUUGAGAAGUAAUGGAAAUUUGGAAAAUUAAAGCUGUGCAUAAACCAACAUGUAUAGCACUGGUUCUUUUCCUAUUUAACAUCCCUCAUAUACAUGUAAAUCAAAAGGCCUGUUGGCAGGAGCUGUGUAAUGAUGUCUGACUUGCAAUGCAUAUAUGAAGGCAUUUGAACAUGUAUAUAGUUUACAUACAUGUGAUAGGGUUUAGUUGCAAUGACUGUCAUUUUUACAGAAAAAAUAAAGUUU
Molecule: messenger RNA, 1938 nt
Organism: Seriola dumerili (greater amberjack)
Lineage: Eukaryota; Metazoa; Chordata; Actinopteri; Carangiformes; Carangidae
Gene: rad23b
Product: RAD23 homolog B, nucleotide excision repair protein
Exons: 10
Coding region: 117-1292 (391 amino acids)
Biological process (GO): nucleotide-excision repair; proteasome-mediated ubiquitin-dependent protein catabolic process
Cellular component (GO): cytosol; nucleoplasm
Molecular function (GO): ubiquitin binding; damaged DNA binding; proteasome binding
Source: RefSeq, a predicted model, not a curated record